AGGAGUUGAACGUCAAUUGUGAACACUUAAUCAGUACUUCUUAACUCUUUUCCGCUCCUCUCCAAAAUCAACAAAAAUUAGCAUGUCUUCAGAUGAAGAAUUUUUGAUCUCACAGGUGAUGAGUUACAUGAAGAGUGAUGUAGCAACCGCCAAAUCUUUUAUGAUAUUUGCGAAAAGUGUGUUCCCAAAGAGCUUUCCUGUGUUGUUCCAGUGUUAUAAAAUGGACUAUGUGGAGGAGAACCUCGAAGAAUGCGCAAUAUGUUUGAGUGAUUUAGUCAAGCAAUUUCCCAAUGAAGCUCUACUUGUGCGAGAACUUAGGAAUCUUGCUGAUGCUUUGUAUGCAGAAGAUGGAAAUUUUCUUAAACUUAUUUUUGAGAAAUUAUCUGAAGAUGUGAAGUAUGAAGUGAUGCUUGCUGUAACUCGUAAUUCUCAAACUGUUGAAGAACAUUGUAAGCUGAUGUUGCUUUUUUUGAAAAGACUGCCUAAUGCGAGACUCAUACAGCAUGGCAAGGAUAUAGUUGAAACUUUACUGAAGGUGGAAUCUGGUCCUGGAAUCAGCGUUCCUAUCAAUUUGUUUAGAAAAAUGCUUGUUUUUGAUGCUUUACCUUUAAUUUUGAAGGUGCCUCAAUUUGAAUAUAAGCUUAAGUCACAUAUAUUUCCAAUGUUGCAAAAGGCUGUUGAAUUUUAUGUUUGUUGUAUGUUUUGCCCUCCUACCCCUCAAGAUGAUCCCGUACGUAAAGAAGUUAUACCAUUAUCUGAUAAUGAUCCUGCAGAAGGCUGGAAACCUCUGUUAAAACUUCUUGAAACGGUUGCUUUGCGUUAUCGGUGGAAUUAUCCAGAAUUGUUUGUUACAAAGUUUGAUGAUUUAAGUUUGGGAACACUUUUAACCCUUUUAAAAAGGAAGAAUAAAACAUUGUCUGGUCUAACAAGUGAAAAACAUCGAAGUGAGGAAUCAUCUGGUUAUGAAGAAGCCUAUUUUUGUUUAGUGGUGACAUUUUUUUACUACCUGCAUCAUUUUGGAAGACUUAUCCAUCCAGACAUUUUCUCCAGCACUCUGACUGGACCUUUUAAUUUUGUUAUGAUGGAAGGCAUAUCCUACCCCCAAGAGGAAUGUGACAAAUCCAUAUGCAGUGAUUAUAAAAGAACUAAUAAAGGGUUUGUAGCUGUUAGUAAAUAUGCAGCUCAAGACAGUGCCAAAACAUUGUUGAAUGCUUUUUCAGUAGCAUUAGAAUGCUGGGUUUUAUUGCACCGACACCAGCAUUUGAUGAAGGAGUUUAAUUUCCUUGGUAAGAAUCUGAAAUUAGAAACAUGGCCUGUAUUCCAAGAGUUUUAUGUUUGCGUACUAAUGCAUGAAAGAGCUCACAGAGAAGCCAUUGACCAUCUAGGACGAAUUCAAGAUAAUUCCAAGGAUGUUGCUUACAAAAGUAAAGUUGCAUUGCAAAUAGCAAGUUGCUAUCAAUAUUUAGUGGAAUCUGAACAUUCAUUAAAAAUCUUGUUCGAUAUUAUUAUGAGUUUAUCUCCCAGUUCAUCAACAAACUCGGUAAAAACUUUGAGUAAGUGCCCAGCUAGGUAUCUUUAUUUCAUGGGUUAUAACAACAGAGAAAUUCUCCAGUAUUGCAUUUCUCUAUUGUUGAAACUAUACAAAACUCAAGAUAAGAUUGAUGAAUCUUACAAAGAUAUGGCAUUAGGUUAUCAGCUUAUAUUGAUGCAGUAUGAUUUUGAACAUGAAUAUGAAACAUUAAAAUCUUGUGUAGAUACUAUUCAAAGAGCUAAAACUUUUUGUUUUCCAAAGUUCUUUAAUUAUGUAAUCAAUGUUGAAAUUUUAGAAGCAAUUGCUUAUUUGAGCACUCCAGCUGGUGGUAGUGUAAACUUAGAAAUUUUAGCUUCAUCAACUUUUCAAGCCAGUAAGCAGAGGGCUGUUACUAGAGGUAUUAAUAAGGGGGCUAAAGAUGACCUAAAGCAGGCUUUUGUCAAUCAAAUGACUCGAUGUCAUGAAAAUAUUGACACACUUUUUAUUGAAUUUAUUAAAGAGGAACACAGUUUUUUACUUUUACCGCUGUUAAAAAAUGAUUAA
Messenger RNA from Uloborus diversus, 2074 nucleotides. It is a transcript of the gene IntS10, whose product is annotated as integrator complex subunit 10-like. Gene Ontology annotation, cellular component: integrator complex. Lineage: Eukaryota; Metazoa; Arthropoda; Arachnida; Araneae; Uloboridae. The transcript is spliced from 2 exons. Gene Ontology annotation, biological process: snRNA processing. The coding region runs from base 83 to 2074 and encodes 663 amino acids. The record is from RefSeq and is a predicted model, not a curated record.